AUGAUCUCAGCUGUAAUCAGAAAGACUGCUGUGUGUAUAGUCGCACUCACCGUUGAGGUGACCGCCUUUUGGCGGCUACCAUGCUCUUCGCCCGUGGUAGUUGAACGAGCCGAUCCAAUCAUGGAUCCCGGCGUCGUGUCAACUCAUGCCCACACGGUCAUGGGCUCAAAUGCAUUCAACUUUUCCAUGAAUUAUGCCGACACACAAACCGCAACAUGUUCUACAUGUAAAGCAAAGCAAGACCUUUCUAGCUACUGGGUACCCAACCUCUACUACCACGCCGAGAAUGGCACCUUUAUUCCGGUCAAGCAAUCUGGCGGAGCACUGAUCUAUUACCUACAGCGACAAGACGAAAAGGACCCCGAGUUUGAAAAGGGUCUGAUUUCUUUCCCCAGGGACUUUCGCAUGAUAGCAGGCAAUCCACUAAACAGAAACCACACCAACUCCAUCGAGGAGUCAGCAGUGUCCUUUGUGUGUCUUGGCAUCACUGAGCCUGCGACACCAGAGCUACCAAAACACAACUGCCCGAAUGGCUUGCGUACACAGCUCACUUUUCCUUCUUGCUGGAACGGAGUUGAUCUCGACUCCCCCGACCACAAAAGCCACAUGGCAUAUCCCUCUGGGACAGAUACGGGUCCGUGUCCAAGUACACAUCCGAAACGGUUUAUAACGAUAUUCUAUGAAGUCACCUGGAAUGUCGAUGAUUUCAAAGACAUGUGGUAUGGCGACAAGCAGCCAUUUGUUUUCUCUCACGGGGACCCCGACGGCUACGGCUAUCACGGGGAUUUUCUCAACGGGUGGGAUGUUGACGUCCUACAAAAGGCAAUCACAGAGUGUACGGACAACAGCGGAGUAAUUGAAAAGUGCAGCGUCUUUGACCUGCGCACCGAUGACGAAAUGGCCGCGUGCAAACUUUUACCCCGGGUCAACGAAGACGUGACGGACGGCGUCCUUGCCGCGCUGCCCGGAUGUAAUCCCAUCCAGUCCGGUCCCGGCGAAGCCGUCUAUCAGCAUGACUGUGGCGCCGUGGAUACAAUUGGUGAUCCGAUUCUGCCCUUUACCGAUGUGUCGACUACACUAAAGUGGCGGUAUGUUGGCUGUGUAAAAGAUCCAGCUGGCCAGAGCCGGACGCUCGACGGCGCCUCGCAAGAUACCACCGACAUGACGGUGGACAAGUGCAUCGCGUAUUGCGACGCAGCUGGGUUCAACUACGCUGGUCUGGAGUACAAGACACAGUGCUUUUGUGGUAAUGGUGUCGCAGCAGAUAGGAUGCCGGCCAACGGGACGAUCGGCGAGUGCGAGUAUAAAUGUGGAGGAGAUGGAGGACAGAUUUGUGGAGGGUAUGCGCAGGCUUCUGUGUAUCAGAAGUGCUCUGGCGAGUGCCAGAAUGCGAAAUUAGAGUGA
Messenger RNA from Pestalotiopsis fici W106-1, 1404 nucleotides. RefSeq lists its product as uncharacterized. The record is from RefSeq and is a predicted model, not a curated record. The transcript has 3 exons. NCBI's taxonomy places the organism in Eukaryota, Fungi, Ascomycota, Sordariomycetes, Amphisphaeriales, Sporocadaceae. The coding region runs from base 1 to 1404 and encodes 467 amino acids.